AUGUCCGCUCCAAGGCCGGUUAUCGUUGUCUGCCACAUCUUUGUGUGGGGCCGCGUGCAGGGUGUGUUUUACCGCAAAUACACCGUCCGGGCGGCGAAUGAGCGUGGGGUGCGUGGCUGGGUGCGCAACUUGGACGACGGCCGCGUCGAGGUGAUGGCGGAGGGCCCAAAGGAGAACGUCGACAGCCUCGUGGAGUGGUGCCGCACCGGCUCACCCAAGUCACGGGUGGAGGGCGUGGACGCCACGAUCGUCUCCUCGGGGGACGCGUACACCUUCAAGUCGUUUGCGAUGCGUCGGUGA
Trypanosoma rangeli is the source of this 300-nucleotide messenger RNA. Its product is annotated as acylphosphatase. Gene Ontology annotation, molecular function: acylphosphatase activity. The record is from RefSeq and is a predicted model, not a curated record. NCBI's taxonomy places the organism in Eukaryota, Euglenozoa, Kinetoplastea, Trypanosomatida, Trypanosomatidae. The coding region runs from base 1 to 300 and encodes 99 amino acids. The transcript has a single exon.